Molecule: messenger RNA, 3348 nt
Organism: Patiria miniata (bat star)
Lineage: Eukaryota; Metazoa; Echinodermata; Asteroidea; Valvatida; Asterinidae
Exons: 5
Coding region: 477-824 (115 amino acids)
Source: RefSeq, a predicted model, not a curated record
UCAUCUGCCCAAGUCGUCAGCUCGGUCGCGCCCACAUGCCAACACGCACAAACCGAUGACACAAACAAGACGAUAACUUCGUUAUAAAAGGGGAUAAAGUCAUCCAACAUUGUCUGGUUCCUGAUAUUAUUCCUGAUCUCCAUGGCAACGUAUUGCUAGCCUACAUCAGUGAUCAUCCGUCGGCCAGUCGUGUUGUCUGCGCAGAGGGAGAACGCGUUCAUUUCGAACCCACCGAGUGAACAAUGAAGUACGGAGAGCUGGAGGCACCUGCACGCUUCGCAUAAAAGUAUCAAUUUCUGUGGACGAUUUCUUUUGAACAAAAGUGUUUUUGUUUUCUUUAAAAAAAAAAACAACUCGGGAUCUAUUUGGAGGCAGGGUUCAUCUCUUAACGGACUUCAUCUGCAGUGUACAUUGACUGAGGAGUGCCAAGUUCUUUCCGCUUUUAUUUUGGGAACCUUUUUUUUCCCGGUUUAAAGAUGUCUGGAUUAUUCCUGACGAUGGUUUGCCUGAUCUUAAGUGUUCUUGUUUUGACCAUGGGCCCGCUGUCGGCAGAGUCGUCGAGGAUAGGAGGGAUUAACAGAGAAUAUCUAAUGAAGAAAAGAAGUUGCAGCCAAGAAGAUGGCCAGGCAGCGCUUGCAGAAUGUGGUUCAAAUGCACGGUGCAUAAGCAGGGUGGAUAGAGCAAUAGCUAGGAAUUGCGGAGCGAAAAAGAGAGCGUUUGAUGCUGAGUCAGAAGAAUCGUCAGUCUCGGCCGGUAGGGGGCAGUCUCAACCACCUGAUGGACUACACAGAAUUCGCUUCAGUAAACGCAUGGAUUGGCGGUGAUUGGACAAAAAGUGGCCUUAACGCGCAGAUACUGAAUGGACAAAUGACGUCAGGCAACCCAAUUGGCUGAAUUGUGAACAAUAAAUGAAUAUUUUUGUUUUAUAUUAAUUCGGUGAUGAACUAUCUUAAACUUUUCCGCCCGAAUUGCUUUGUUAUGGACCACGGAGUUGUUAUAAAAAAAUGUAAUUCGGGAAGGGAAAGUAUAUAUUUUGUUAAUUUCGUUUUCAUAUCUGGGAUUUUAAAUGAAAAUCAGCAUUGAUAAAUAUUCAUAAUAUACGCCGAUAUUAACAAUGAACACCAUAGUAAAAGGUUGCUUUUUUAUUUAAUACACCGGCUAGACCAACAUGUACAAUACAGAAAUGUAUUCUGUGAACUACAGAGGAGUUGCUUCAAAGUUACAUUAUUCCCAUAUUAAUCUCGUACUAAAUGGGGGUACAAAUGGGGUAUUUGUCAGAAUACUUUCGAUAUAUUUCCAGAAUAGUUGGCCGACGAAUAGUUUUUUUUUCCAAAUUAGAAUAGAGGGUGAGUUAAUGUGCUAUAUCUUUCGCAGUUUUAUUUAUUAUUACCAUUAUUAUUAUGUUUGCUUCUUUUUACGGGUCAAACGUAAAGCUUAAAAAACAAUAACGCAGAACGGACUAUUCGAAUUAAAAAAAAACGUUUGAAUUUUCAGGAAAAUAGAAAACUAAUAUUAGGCCUAUUUAAAACGUGUAGUAUAGGAAUAAAUAGUUCGCUCUCUGUCUCGCAACAGAUUUGGAAAACGUACUGAACAUUUGUAUAGUUGUAAAAUGAUAACAACGCACAAAAUCACAAUAUGUCACGGAAGAAAACUCCGUUUUUAAAAUAACAAUAUUGUUUGUGCUUGUGGUGGAUUUAAUUAAAGGCCUAAUGCGACAUAAAGAUAAAUUUCAAUCCUCACUUUCUAUCUAUAAUCACAUUUAUUCAUGUAAAUGUAUCAUUAGGGAGACACGUUAUCAUCAAACGUUGUGCCUUGGGGAGACAAGGUAUAUAAUGUCUCCCUGAUGUUUCAACUCCUAUUUCUUGGCAAACAUUUCUUGUCGAAAAUAGGCUAAAUCGAUUCUUCGUGAUGCAAAACAUAAAUGAGAAAGUUUGGUGGGAGUAUAGGCUCAUAAAGGCAAGGUUAGGGUUACGGGUCAUUAAAGUUUGUUUGUGCACGAGUCUAUGAGAAUGUCUCCCUUAGCUAUGAUUUCCCGUAAUUAUUAUUAGGUGUUCAUGUUUCAAAAAAAGAAGAAAAAAAGACGGAUGACAGAUGAGACGUUUAACUUGUUCAUUUUUUUCCUGCCCGGAAAUGCAAGCAUUAGCAAAGAUGAACCUUACCAAGCAACUUUGUGAGGUUAUUUCAUUCAUAGAUUAUUUAUAAAAAUGAACAGUUACCAUGUCAGUGACAUGGCUGUCUUCCCAACCAAGGGACGUAUGUCACGUGAAAUGGGCACGCCAGUAUAUAACAGUUAAUGAAUUCUGCGAGCAAUAUUGUGGGUUCAUAAGUUGUACUUGACAUGAAUUUUACACUGAAAUAGUUUCUUUGUGUGCAAAUAUUCAUUUAUCUCAACCGUGUAAAAAUAAUGAAACACCUAUUUUGUAAAGUUCUUUUUUUUAAUAUGUUAAAUGUCCCAGACCUGACAACUGAGGGCGCUGUUGCUUAAUGUCGAUGUCAAGUCAGGCUCUCACUUUACAGUUUCCCACAAAUUAGGAAACAAAUUUUAUGUCAUGGGAAAUAUUCGUGCAUACUUAAUAGAAAGUUUGCAUACAGCCAAAAAUUUGCAUCAAAACUAAAAAGGCCCCCUGACCUUCAAACUGCCGAUACGACGAUUGAAAAUUAACUUCUGGAAAACAGGGACGUAUGCCAAGAAAAAAACAAAUGUUGAGCAUAUUAAUUUACGUAAACUAUGUCACAUUUUGUUUUAAGAAAUUGACCACUCCAGACAUAUGAAACUGCAGUAUCCACGUCUCAUCUGUUGCUAUUUUCUGAGUCUGAGCACGAUCGUAAAUUGCCUUGUAUUUGGAAACCGUUCUGUUACAUUCAGUGGUAUCUCUCGAUUAUAUUUAUUGCUUUUCGCUACAGAUUAUUUAUUACCAUUUCUGGUUUAUAUAAACACGUAAUUUGAAGCUCAAAGGAUAUAUUGCAACACAUUAUAAAUGGUCUUCUUUAUACAGACACUUAUUGAAUCGAAAAGAAAAUUUUGCAUUUCAUUAAAAAGAAUAACAAUUGAAACAAACAAGUAAUUGUUACUGUAAUUACGCAAACGAAAUAAACAUAAACGAAGUACUAAUGAGCUUUCAGAUUUACGCGAUGUUGUGUGUUUUGAUUGAGGAGCCCACACUUUCAGAGCUUACUAUGACAGUGUGUUGUUAUUAUUAGCAUAAAGACUCAAUCUUUGCAGUUGUUAUGUUCGGAUUUUAGUGAUUGUACAAAAACUUGACACACGGGAAAAUUCUGUAUAUUAAUCAUGAUUAAUGAACUGGACGAAUAGUCUGAAUAAAAUGAGCUUCAAAAACUGGAAAAAAA